This is a messenger RNA of Anisakis simplex (herring worm), 387 nucleotides long. Lineage: Eukaryota; Metazoa; Nematoda; Chromadorea; Rhabditida; Anisakidae. The record is from the annotation of a GenBank genome assembly.
AUGUUGUCAAGGCUGCCGGGGUUCCCGCUGCGGGUAUUCUUACCCGAAUCAUCGUUACAUCGGCUACUAAAUUGCCCGUGGAGCUGGGAAUUUAAUGAGCUGGCAUUGGUGCGGGGACGGAGGCGUUGCGGCGCUGGAAGCGUGGCAGACUUGGUCAGGUUGAAGGCUUGUUCGGUUGUGGACACCAGAAUGGAGUGGCUGGAUUCCUCGGAGAGCGUACCGCCGGAAACGUCCGACGAUGUGGCGCACGGGCGCCCUCGUCGCCCCCGCCUCCUCGGUAUAUUCGGCGCCCGAUUUUGGGCGCCGGAUUUGGCCCCGUUGGAGCAGCUCAACAAGCCGCCGGUGGGUGCAGGUGAGUCGGAAUCGGGGUCAUCCGUCCCGUCGAGA